This is a messenger RNA of Nematolebias whitei (Rio pearlfish), 1874 nucleotides long. Its product is annotated as protein Niban 2. The transcript has 5 exons. Bases 1 to 1377 code for a protein of 458 amino acids. NCBI's taxonomy places the organism in Eukaryota, Metazoa, Chordata, Actinopteri, Cyprinodontiformes, Rivulidae. The record is from RefSeq and is a predicted model, not a curated record.
AUGGAAGGAGCCGAGGUGGACAGGCCCCUACAAGGUGACCGAGAGGGCUUUGCAUGCAGGCUCGAAGGAAAAGGAGACGUGGUUUCACUGGGGCCAGUUGAUGGAGGGGAUGGACACCCAGAUCAGCAGGCAGAGGGGACGGACACCCAGACCAGCAAAAGGGGGGCUCUGCUGAACCUCCGCAUCGGGAAGGCAGACCUCCUCUGUCACGAGGCGAAGUAUGGCUCAAAGAAGUUUGACUAUGACAGCAGCACGGUGAGGAAGCGUUUCUUCCGAGAGGCUCUCCUCCAGAUCUUCAUCCCCUACAUGCUGAAGCAGCUCGGCCCGUCCUGCGCCUCUGAGCUUCCACGCUUCCAGGAGCUGAUCUUUGAGGACUACUCCUGCUUCAUCCUGGUGGAGAACAUCUUUGAGGAGGUGGUUCUGCAGUCCGUUAUGAAAGACAUCAUGAUGACUGUGAAGGAGGCAGCCGUCCAGAGGAGACACAACCUGUACAGGGACAGCAUCGUCCUCAGCAACAGCGACCCCAACCUUCACCUGCUGGGUGAUAACCCAUCUAUUGACUGGGCCCAGAAGUAUGGAGAAGGAGAACCAGGGGAGGAGUCUGAUGCAGAGUCAAAGAGGAGAAGGAUGAAGCAGGUGGUGUCCAUGAUCCAGGAGGAGAGUCCUACCUUCAUUCAUGGGGAGUCGUGUGUAGAAGUGCCCAAUGUCAACGUCAUUGUGGAGGAGAAUGCUGACCAGAAAGAAUGUGCAGAUUCCAAACUGUCAGGGAGCCCUUCAGGCAUGUCCAGCAGCUCCAUUGUGAAAGAGGAAGCUGUCAAAGCAGAGGAAACGCCAGAGGAGAUUGAAGCAGCCACUGAUGGUGCUCCAGGUGAAGGAGAUGAGGGAAAAGAAGAACCUAAACAGCCAGUGUUGGUGAAGGAGGAGUUCUCAGAGGAGGCAGCACUUCCACUUCCUCACACAUCCAACGGUUCUGUUUUAAAGGGAACUGAAGCCGGACCAGAGGAACCUUGUGAAGAAGACACCCUGCUGAAAGUUGGAUCUGACACAGAGUCAGUCAAAGAGGAGAAGCAAGUCAACCAGACAGUGGUGGAGGAGGCACUGCCCCACACACAGGAGGAGCCAUCCUCAUCUCCUCUAACUGAGGAACCACCAUUUGAAGCUGCAGAACCGGCUCCAGCGGCCACCCCCGCCCAGCGUCCACACGAUGACAGCGGCUUCCAGUCUCCCACCAACGAGGAGGUGAAGCAAUGGGAGGCAGCCUCCUGCACACCUGACCCACAGCCCUAUGAGGAGCCCCCCAUGAAGGAGGAGAUGCAUAAAGCUGUGGCAGCAAACAAAGAGCCUGGACCGAACUACUCGGAUAUCCAGAACCAGUGAGGAACCCGAACUGAACCAGUUUUUUUAACAAUAAAGGACAAUUUCUGGCUCAGAGGCUCACAUGAGCCUGGAGGACCCCAAAUUUUUCCUUUACCUUCACCUGGUAGAGCAUGAGCACCAUGGACGGCCUGGUGUCCAUAACUGUGUGUUGGAGCACCAAGUUCACGGUGCUGCUGGUGAUUUGACCAAACCUCUGCGCUCUUCAGGAACCUGCAGUAGUUAGAUGUUUAGGACUAAAACUCAGAUUGAUGAGCUGCUUGGACCAAGUGUAAAAGAACAAAUCCAGUUGAUUUUUAAUUUUUUUAUUUUUGUUAAAUGCUGGGCUGCAGGAGGAACAUGAAAUGCAGAAAUGUUUCCUUGAAUUUGUGUCUAUGACCAUCUCAGAUAACUUGUAGAGCCUUUCUAAGAACAACCAACUUGUCAUUUGACACAUUAUUUUAAAUCAUUUCAUACAUAUGUUCACUGCUUAUUUCUUUCACCUAUUAUUUAUUAUUUUG